Messenger RNA from Mytilus trossulus (common blue mussel), 2433 nucleotides. Its product is annotated as leukocyte receptor cluster member 1 homolog. NCBI's taxonomy places the organism in Eukaryota, Metazoa, Mollusca, Bivalvia, Mytilida, Mytilidae. The transcript is spliced from 7 exons. The coding region runs from base 80 to 964 and encodes 294 amino acids. The record is from RefSeq and is a predicted model, not a curated record.
AUCCAAUCAAAUACCUUGAUACAUUUUAAUUCUAUAUCUAUUUUUAGACCAGGGGAAUUUUUGGUCAUCAAUAUUCGCCAUGAAUAUCUUACAUCACAAAAGUUGGCAUGUAAGAAGAAAAGAUAACAUAGAAAGAGUAAGAAGAGAUGAAGCUCAAGCUGCUGAUGAAGAAAAAGAAAAACAGAGAAAGAUAGCACUUGCUGAACAAGAAGCUAGAACAGAACUUCUCAGAAGUAAAAACAGGAAAAGAAUUGCAGAAACUUCAGGAACUGCAGAGAGUGAGACUAUAACAGAAACUAACAAAAGUAAUUCUGUAACAGAAGCAUCUACUUCAGAUGACAAAAAAAGCAUAAAUAUAUACAGUGGUUCAGGCGGACACAUUAACUUCUUCAAAGAUGCUGAAGAUGGGAUAGUUGAAAAGAAGAAAAAUGUUGAACAUGAAAAAGAGAAGAAAGAUGAGAAGGAAACAUGGGAGAAGAAAAUGGGAAUUUUAACAUACCUUGGACAAAGUCGAACUGAUGAUCCAACUCCUUGGUAUUUAUCUAAAAAGAGAAAGAUUGAAGAAGAUGGUUCUAUCUCGCCAAGGAGAGAAAGAGAUGAAAAAAGAAAGAAGCAUAUGGAUCCUAUAUAUGAUCUGAAAAACUACGUGGAAAAAACAAAAGAUGUUCAUAGUCCAGAGAGGAAAAAAAAUAAGCAUAAGCACAAGGAAAAGAAGAAACAUAAGCACAAAAGUAAAGAUAAAGACAGACCUCAGACUUCAUCCUCUAGUAAAACAAUAGAACAGUUGAGAGCAGAGAGGUUGAGAAGGGAAGCAGACGAGAAAAAAAAGACUUCAGAAUUAAUGGCCAAAUUGAGUGGGGAAUCUGUUCCUGAUAAAUCUCAACAUGUUGAAUUGAAUGAAAGAAGGAGAGGCUAUAAUUCUCAGUAUAAUCCAGACUUUGUUAGGAGACCAAAAGACAGUUGAUUUAAAUUACUGUAAAUUCAGAAAUCAUUGCGUGCAUUUAUUAUUGCAAUUUUGUCAUUUUAAACUUAAAAGCAAUUUUAAUUUUUAUGAUUUUGAGAAAAGUCAUGCUUAAGUCAGCUUAAAUAUUACAAAAUGCAAGUUUUAAUUAUUGCGUUUACAACUCUGUCACAUUAUUCGCAAUAAUUUCAGAAUUUACAGUAUCUAAAAUUUUUGCUUUUAUGAAAUAUUUUUUUCCACUUAGUUAGUGAAUUAACAACUUUCUCAUAUUAAACGUCAAUAAUUGUUAUUAAUAUAUAGUAAUAUUUUGCAAAAUUGAUUUAUAUAUGUAUUGAAACUCUUUAAACAACUUUCUGUUGCUUAUUUCAAUUGGUAAUAAUUUAGAAAGAGCUAUCAAAAAAUAUAUUCGUUUUAUGAUUGAUACAUAAAAAUGUAAAUUCUGUGUAUUUUGGAAAGAAAUUAAUAAUGUUCAAAGAAAAUCAAGAGUUACCUCCCUUUAUCUGUUGAUAAUCUUGAAACUAUAACGUAAACAUAUGUCACAUGGUUACAACAUUGUUCAUAGUGUUAGCUCAAAUAUUUUCCACAAAUUAAAUGCAGAUCCCAUAAUGCAAUUUAUAAAUAGCACAUAGCUGAGAUCAUGAUAGAGAAGACUGUAACCAAGAGAAAACAUGAUAAACCAAUUACAAGGCAAAGCCAAGGUUGACAAUGUGCGAUGGAGGGGGAACAAUCUGUUCUAUCACCCUCUUAGCUAUGUGUUAUAUGAAUUUGUUAUAUUGAAUUUUCUGUUACCGCUGCCUUUUAAAUUUUAUAUAUUAUUAAAACGCAAUAAACUUCACAAAAAUCUGGAUACAGUACGGUGGAUAUUGGUCAACUUGACAAGUGUCUCCAUAAAAGGUCAAAGAGCAUAGGGAUAGAGUAAAUUAUCACCUUCCUAUUAACCAAUCAAAAUCAGGUAUUUCAACGUUUGGCUAAAAGUAAGGAGAUGAUUUAAUCUAUCCCAUGGUUCACCCUCUCAUGCAGACCAAUGAAAUUCUGUAAUAUAAAGGACAAUGAAUUGAAUUUAUAUGAAUUAAUUAAAAGACAAUUCUCAAGUGCCACACUUUUCCAUUUACUUUAGUUAUGUACAUGACAUCAUAGUAGAUUAUUUAAAGAAUUAAAUUUAAAGGAUAUAGUUGUCAAACAUUUAGAAUAAUACAUUUUAUAACUAAGAGGGUAAUACAACAGAUUGUUAUCCCUUGAUUUACAAAUUUUGUUUGGGUAACAAUAACUGCUCUAUCCCCUUCUCAGCUAGGUAUUAUUUUUAUAAUAGUGACUGAUUCUUGUUAUUUAAACAUGAGUUUAUGAAAUCAUGUGGUUCACAUUAUGCAUGGUCACUUGAUAGUUGUGUUAAGCUAUGAUUAUAUGUUUCACACAAAUUGAAUUCUUUAUUUGUGUAUUUUAUAUGUAUAUUAAAAUAAAAUUUAGAAAAAAGA